AUGCCUCCCCUCAAGCUCAACACAAAGAACCUCCCCCAAAUCCUGUCCGCCAGCAAGGGCGGCAUCAAGGCCCCCAACUAUGCCCGCGGUCGCUCCGUCAAGGAGGGCAUCGUCCACGUCGGCGUUGGUGGCUUCCACCGCGCCCAUUUGGCUGUCUACAUCGACCAGCUGAUGCAGAAGCACGGCAUGACCGACUUCGCCAUUGCCGGUGUUGGCCUCACCCCGUUUGACUCCAAGAUGCGCGACGUCCUCCGCUCGCAGGACCACCUCUACACCGUCAUCGAGCGCUCGGCCAAGGGCAGCUUCGCCAACAUUGUCGGCAGUAUCAACUCCUUCCUGCUUGCUGCUGACGACCGCGAGGCCGUCGUGGCCAAGAUGGCGCACCCGGACACCCGCAUUGUCUCGCUGACCAUCACCGAGAGCGGCUACUACUACAAUGAAAACACCCACGAGCUGCAGGCCGAGCACCCCGACAUCCAGUUUGAUCUCGAUCCGGCCAACGAAAAGACCCCCCGUACCACCUUCGGUUUCCUCUACGCUGCUCUCGCCCGCCGCCACGCCUCCGGCCAGAAGCCCUUCACCGUCAUGUCCUGCGACAACAUGCAGAAGAACGGCUCCAUCACCCGCCACAUGCUCGAGUCCUUCGCCCGCCUGCGCAACCCCGAGGUCGCCCGCUGGAUCUCCGAGAAGGGCGCGUUCCCCAACGCCAUGGUUGACCGCAUUACCCCCCAAACCGCACAAGGCGACAAGGACGUUCUCGCCGAGACCUUCGCCAUCCAGGACGACUGGCCCGUCGUGACCGAGCCCUUCAUGGACUGGGUCAUCGAAGACCACUUCUCCGACGGCCGCCCAGCCUUCGAAAAGGUCGGCGUCAAGGUUGUCAAGAACGUCCACGAUGUCGAGCAGUACGAGAAGCACAAGCUCCGCCUGCUCAACGGCUCCCACUCCGCCAUUGGCUAUGCCGGCCAGCUCGCCGGGUUCAAAUACGUCCACGAGGUCCUCGAACACCCCACCUACCGCAAGUUCCUCGUCCAGAUGAUGCAGGAGGAAGUCAAGCCCCUGCUCCCUGAGAUCCCGGGCGUCAACAUUGACGAAUACUGCGAGACCCUCAUCGAGCGCUUCUCAAACCCCACAAUCAUGGACCAGCUCCCCCGUAUCUGCCUCAACGCCUCCGGCAAGAUCCCUCAGUUCAUCAUGCCCUCCAUCGCCGAAGCCAUCUGGGUUACUGGGCCCUUCCGCCGCCUCUGCUUCGUUGCCGCCGCUUGGUUCCGCUACAUCCACGGUGUCGACGACGCCGGGAACAAGUUCGAGGUUGACGACCCCAUGCGCGAGCAGCUGCAGACUCUUGCCCGCGAGGGCGGCACCAAGCCCGCUGCUCUCCUGAGCGUCAAGAACCUGUUCGGUGACGAUCUCCGCGGUGACGAGCGCUUCAUCCAGGAGAUCACGCGGGCGAUGGAGGACAUUGCUCGGGACGGCGUCAUGAAGACGAUGCCCAAGUAUGUUGACUAA
Messenger RNA from Aspergillus puulaauensis, 1509 nucleotides. RefSeq names its product mannitol dehydrogenase family protein. NCBI's taxonomy places the organism in Eukaryota, Fungi, Ascomycota, Eurotiomycetes, Eurotiales, Aspergillaceae. Bases 1 to 1509 code for a protein of 502 amino acids. The record is from RefSeq and is a predicted model, not a curated record. The transcript has a single exon. Gene Ontology annotation, molecular function: mannitol dehydrogenase activity.